UUUGUUUUCCUCGCUCAACACACACCGAGAGAGAGGGAGAGAGAGAGAGAGAGAGACUUGACGCUGGGAGUUAUUGCGAUCCAAGUAUCGAGAAUCGCGCAUUUAGAUGAGGUGGGUUUGUUUUUCACUGCAAAUGCAACGUUACGAGCGUCACAAGCUGUAAAGACGAAAAAGAAGAAAAAAGCGAGGAGGAAAAAGCUCUGCGAAACAGAGGAACUCAAGGUGCAGAGCAAAAGUAGAAGCGGACUUAUUUGUAUUCACCCUGUUGCCUGUUCACACUGAAAGCGGACUGUAGCUUUUUAUAAGGCGCGCGCGCUUAAAGUUCUUCAUCGGUGGCGAUCUUUUAGUGACUUGUCUUUUGGUUUGGUUUGGUCCAGUGCACGACUGGGGGAUGGUGGUAGUAGUAGUAGAGGAGAGGGAGGGUCUUGGUGCUAUUUGAUCGGCGAGCUUUUGAAGAUCACAAAGCUUUAUCCCGAGCACAAGGACGAGCUGGACGAGUCCCACGGGCUCGCGGGGUUGUUUUGCGUGCUUCGGAUCAAACAAACACAUGGGGAUCUUCAGGGUUUAUGGACCGAGCCGCACACGUGCGGUUUGAUAUGCAUUUGGAUUUAAUCGCGUGAAUACUUUGGACUAUAACGCGGAGAGUGUCGUAGUCUACAUGCCCGUUUGGAAAACAUUCAGGUAACAUCUAGAUCAGUGCAGUACAGAAGGUGUGUGCCCUCUGUGCCAGCGAUGGGGCGGCGUGAACUGACCCUUGACCUCCUGCUGCUGCUGCUGGUGUCACACAUGGAGGCUGUGAGCUUUCCAGAAGACAACAUCCCUCUGGACGUGGUGGACAGACACUAUGCACGACAGUACCCGGUGUUCCGCGGACGCCCCUCUGCCAACGAAUCUCAGCACAGACUGGACUUUCAGCUGAUGACCCGGAUACACGAUACGCUCUUCAUCGCCGGCAGGGAUCAGGUUUAUCUAGUGAGUCUGAGAGAAUCCUACAGGAACGAGAUCAUCCCGUACAGGAAGCUGACGUGGCGCUCCGGACAGGCCGACAGAGAGACGUGCGCCAUGAAAGGCAAACACAGAGACGAGUGCCAUAAUUUCAUUAAAGUCCUGGUUCCGAGAAAUGAUGAUCUGGUGUUCAUAUGUGGGACAAAUGGUUUCAACCCCAUGUGCCGUUACUACAGGUUGGACAACCUGGAGUUUGAUGGUGAGGAGAUCAGCGGCUUGGCCCGAUGCCCGUUUGAUGCCAAGCAGACGAACGUUGCGCUGUUUGCCGAUGGCAAGCUGUACUCGGCUACGGUUGCUGACUUCCUGGCGAGCGACGCUGUCAUUUAUCGUAGUAUGGGAGACGGUUCUGCUCUGCGCACCAUUAAAUACGACUCCAAGUGGUUAAAAGAGCCGCAUUUCCUGCACGCUGUGCAUUAUGGGGAUUACGUCUACUUCUUCUUCAGAGAAAUCGCAGCUGAACACAACAACUUGGGAAAAGCGGUUUACUCCAGAGUGGCUCGGAUCUGUAAAAAUGACAUGGGAGGGUCUCAACGGGUGCUGGAGAAACACUGGACGUCUUUUGUCAAGGCCCGUCUGAACUGUUCCGUUCCCGGAGAGUCGUUUUUCUACUUCGACGUUCUCCAGGCCAUCACGGACAUCAUCGACAUUAACGGAGUGUCGUCCGUGGUUGGAGUUUUCACCACCCAGUUGAACAGUAUCCCAGGCUCGGCUGUGUGCGCCUUCUCCAUGGACGACAUCGAAAGUGUCUUCCGUGGCCGAUUCAAGGAGCAAAAGACGGCCGACUCAGUAUGGACUCCUUAUCCUGAGGAGAAGCUGCCGAAGCCCAGACCCGGGUGCUGCGCGGGACACGCUUCAGCUGAGUCUUACAAAACCUCCAUCGAGUUUCCAGACGAGACCCUUCAGUUCAUCAAGUCACACCCACUCAUGGACGCCUCGGUCCCCUCCAUCAGAGACGAACCGUGGUUCACCAAAACAAGAGUCAGGUACAGACUCACGGCGCUCGCCGUCGACAACACUGCAGGACCCCAUAAGAACUACACCGUGGUGUUUAUUGGCUCGGAGGCCGGCAUCGUGCUAAAAGUUCUGGCCAAGACGUCCCUGCUGUCUCUAAAUGACAGCGUUCUGCUGGAGGAGAUUGACGUCUUCAACCAAGCCAAGUGUUUAUCCAGCAAUGAGGACGACCGGAGAAUUCUGUCUUUCCACCUGGAUAAAGACUCGCACACGCUGUACGUGGCCUUUUCCAGCUGUGUGGUCAGGAUUCCUCUGAGCCGCUGCGAGCGCCACACGUCCUGUCAGAAGUCCUGCAUUGCUUCAAGAGACCCAUACUGCGGAUGGACGUCUCAUGGAGCCUGUGAGCGCAUUUCUGCAGCUACACAAAGUGGUUAUGAGCAAGAUGUUGAAUUCGGCAACACCGCACACCUCGGUGACUGUCACGAAUUUUUGGCCACUACAUCAGCGCCAGAUUUCAAAUCAUAUGGCGACCCAACCUCUGACAUGGAGUUGGCGACCUCGUCGGUCAGUGUGCCCGCGACCUCUGAACCCAUACAAUCACCCCAAACCAUCCCCACUCAGACCACCCAACUCCUUGGCUCACGGAAAUUUGUGCUCCACGAUGACCCAGCCACUUCACAUUCUGUUGAGCCUUUCCCAGGUGUGCUGGAGGGUGUGUGGGAAAUACAGGCAGGCGAAUCUAACCAGUUGGUCCACAUGAACAUCCUCAUCACCUGUGUGUUCGGUGCCUUUCUGUUGGGUGCAUUCAUCGCCGGUAUGGUCGUUUACUGCUAUAGGGAUGCCUUCCUGCGUGCUCCACGUAAGAUGCCGAAAGAUACCGAGUCAGCCCAGUCCUGCGCUGAUUCCACUGGCAGCUUUGCCAAGCUCAACGGUCUGUUCGACAGUCCCGUCAAAGAGUACCAACCCAAUAUAGAUUCUCCCAAACUCUACACCAACCUGCUGAGCAAUGGGAGGGAAGCGCCAACCACUGGAGACACCAAGACAAUGCUCCUGAGUGGACAGCCGCCGGAACUGGCAGCACUGCCUACGCCUGAGUCCACACCCGUGUUGCAACAGAAGAGCCUUCCGCCAAUAACGAACCAGUGGGAGAGAGCACACGGAAAGCUGAGCGGCUGCCGCAAAGAUGUGCCACCCAAAAGCCCACAAUACUACCCCUCCAGUCCACCCCCCCACUGCGCCAUUCCCAGCGCCGUGGUGCUUCCCAAUGCAACCCAUGAGAGCAGGGCCUCUUUCAGUACCCCCGAAGGCCAUCAAGCUGAGAAAAAAGUCCAGAAUAGCGAUCAGCACGGGUCCAAAUCGGGACGCAAAGACCAGCGGCGGACCGUUGACGCCAGGAACACGCUAAACGACCUCUUGAAGCACCUGAACGAGGGCAACCCCAAUCUCAUGGUGGAGAUGCCCAAGUCCCGCCAGCACCUGAUGUUGGAACCCAUUGUGAGCCCGACAGAAAUUCCCCCCAAAGUCCCAAGCCGAGAGGCCUCGUUGUACUCUCCCUCUUCUUCAUUACCCAGAAAUAGCCCGACCAAGAGACUGGACGUGCCGACCACGCCGACUUCGCCCACAGGUCAGAUGGGAACUCUUGAGAGACAGCGGUAUUACCGCAACUCUUCCCAGCGACACUCUAUAUCCUCACCACCCAAAGGACUGCACUCACCAAGUGGGACAAUUGUGUCCCGACAGCCCAGCCUGAAUAGAGGCGGGUACAUGCCCCCAACCCCUACCCCUCCUACCAGACUAGACUCUCACGGGGUGCCAAUGGCUAUGGCACCCUCCGUGUCCCGGCAAAACAGCUACAGUGGUCACGGAUCUUUACCUCGAACCUCCAUUAAACGGACAGUGUCGUUAAAGCCCGACGUUCCCCCCAAACCCAAUGGCUUUGCGCCGCAGACUGCACAAAUGAGGCCUGUGAACAAAUAUAGCUACUGAGAUGCUCGGUGGGAUUUUACUCCAUGAACGGACAGUGGAAGUAAAAGCGUUUGGCCUGCAGAGCUAUGACGUGCCUGUCUUGGGUUUCCCUCAAAGGUAAAAGAAUGGCUGGUCAGACCUUCUGCUUCAAGUAUUUCGCUUAGUUCCCAAUGACACUGUGCCCAUACGGACAGGUGACGUAUUCUGAUCUUUAAGGCGGCAGGGACGCCUGAGGUCAUAGGCGAUCGGGCACCCCGUGCACUGUUCUCCCAGUCAAUGUGAAGUGUGAAAACACAGGAAACAUGGCUGCAUCUGUCAAACUGCUUGCGAAACAGGACGUUUCUUCAGAAGACAGAUGGAAUGAAAGGGAUGUAUCGUGUGUUGUGUGUUUGAGUUUGACUAGUCUCUGGGGCUAACCAGUAUGCAUUAAUUGUCCAUGUUGGUUCAGUAAAUGGAGAGCAAGCUUGAGUGUAUUAACAUCUGAUGUUAAUUUAUCAUUUCUGCGUGCAAAAGAAAUGUCCAGGGCUACUACACCUGGGCAACUGAUUUCAAAACUCACAAGGGGCAAAGUGCCCUUCACAUUUGUGCUGCUAAGUGUAGACGAGAUGUUUGACAGACUCCAGAUCCAUGCAGCCGUUUGGCAGGUCAAGCGGUGUCAAGCUUUUAAACCCGUGGGCUCAGCACAGGAUCACGUCGGUCAAAUGUACGAUGUUCCCUUUGGUCACUGUUAGACGCAGAAAAACGCACCAAAUCCUCUAGUGUCAUGAAGUCGUCGUUCAGCUCUGACAUGAGACAGAUUAUUGAUCGACCUCUCUGCUUUCUUAAUAUGACAGUCACGCCUGUUGCACCCAUGAAGUUCUGUCUAAUUAAUGAAAGACAACAACCAGUUAUUAUUGAGGCUAAAACUAAAAAAAAAACACACAUUCUUUAUUCUCAACACCACAGGCUCGUUUCUAUUGAAUUUAGCAUUUGUCCAGGUGUUGAGCUUGUUUUCAUGAAUUAAAACCUCAGUUUCGUCCAAAACAAAAACAGUAACCAUAUAAUCGCUGCAGUACCUACCAGUGUGUCCUGCAGAGUCGUGCCAGCGAGCGUUCUUGAACAAACUCACACUUAAAUAGUUGUGUUUUUACAGGGCAAUUUUACCGAGAUCAGUGUAUUUGUGUGCCUUAUUAAAGUCAUGAGCAGCUGGCUUGGUUUUGGACGUUUAAUCACAAAUGAUCUUUGAGCGAAGAAUGCAACCAAAUAUUUAAUAUCAGGGGGACCAAAGGUUAAAAAGAUUCUGUCAUUUCAAAAGCCACUCAUCUGUAUGUUUGGGUGGAGGGAGCACUUCACAACUGUACAAUGGUGUUAUUUCAAUGAACUGGGCUUCUUUAGAGAGGGAAAUAAAUAGAAACAAAGGUUCUAAUAAUGUAUUGCCACUUAUGCGUAUCUGGAAGGUGCUAAUUUGUGAUAAUGAGAUGCCAUGUAAUGAAUGUAUUAUGCUCCUAAAAUUUACAGCGGCUGAUUUUCAGCGUACAUUAUUCCUCCACAUUUCACAGCAGUCGAAUCGAGAAGAUCAUCUACGAUUAGAGACUCGCAGUUUGUUUUUCAUUACUUGAGGAUUUCGGUAUAUUGAGAUGAAGGUUGCCCCUGUUUGUUUACAUGGUCUGUAUUGAAGCGGUUGAGCGGACUGAUGCUGAUGCUUCAUCACCUUCUAAACAUCAGAUUUAUUAAAGAAGUUGAUCCUGUGCUCUGGUUCAAGUUGUCCUGUGUUGAGCUGCCUUGUAAAUUGCAAUAUGAACCUGCCAUGUGAGUUCAAGCCUUCGCGUUCAGUUGAUACUCUGUGUGUAAAGAAAGCAGGCCGGUCUACCAUUGAGUUUCGAUACUGUGCAAACAUUGGCAAUUGGACAACAGCUUUUUCUUUUUUUUACAGAAUAUUUUAAUGUGUAGAUAUUGUAAAGCUGUACUGUGAAAGUGUAAAUAAUUACAGUCAUUGUUUAAGAAUAUUUUUGUUGACUUUUUUUAACACGGCAUGUAUAGUUGAAAUAAAAUAUUACUGCACAGAA
Triplophysa rosa is the source of this 5966-nucleotide messenger RNA. It is a transcript of the gene sema6d, whose product is annotated as sema domain, transmembrane domain (TM), and cytoplasmic domain, (semaphorin) 6D, like. Gene Ontology annotation, molecular function: semaphorin receptor binding; chemorepellent activity. The transcript is spliced from 19 exons. Gene Ontology annotation, biological process: positive regulation of cell migration; axon guidance; neural crest cell migration. The record is from RefSeq and is a predicted model, not a curated record. Bases 733 to 3942 code for a protein of 1069 amino acids. Lineage: Eukaryota; Metazoa; Chordata; Actinopteri; Cypriniformes; Nemacheilidae.